Molecule: messenger RNA, 2433 nt
Organism: Meloidogyne enterolobii
Lineage: Eukaryota; Metazoa; Nematoda; Chromadorea; Rhabditida; Meloidogynidae
Source: the annotation of a GenBank genome assembly
AAAAUGACACGAAAACGAAGAUUUUCAAAAAUAAAGGAGGAAGUUGUUGAUCAAAAACCUGCACUAACAAAGGAUCCUGAAAAUAAUAUGGAGGAUGAAUUGCCAGCAUUAGAAUCAUGUGCAACUGAAAAGGAAAUAAAUGAGGAAGAGAAAGUUGAUGAUUUGAUAGCUGAGCGUUGCAAUUUUCAUUUGUAUCAACCGCUUGAGGUUCAGGCAAUGGCACAUUCUAAAUUUACAAAGAGGUUGUGUGUCCUUAGACGAAUGGAAAAGAAAAGUUCUGCUUCAACAGAGGAUGAGAAAAAAUUAAGUAUUUUGUCUUUUGUUGAAUUCUACAAUGCUUCAAAUCCACCACUUCUUUUUCUUGAAAAAAGCAUACCUUUAUUAGACUCGCUUGGUUCACUUGUGUGGAUUGAUACUUGGGUUGUUGUUGGUGGAUUAUAUGGCCAAUUAUAUUUCUUUUCUCCUUUUACUACUCGAUUUAGGCGAAUUCAACUUUGCCCAACAGAAAUUGUUUCAAUGGCACGUUUCGAUCAUGCAAACUUUUGUGUUAUUAGUAAAACUGGUCAAUUAAUUUUACUUGGAAGAAAUGAUGCAGAAACUGAUAUUUCUCUCGAUUUGGAUGAAAAACCAGUAACUAACAGCAGUUCAAAUACUUCUUUUACUUCUGAAAGAAUUAAUCGGAUUCCAACAUUUACAACUAAAAAAUUAUUAAAUUUUGAUUCUGAUCGUUAUCCAACUUCUUUGGCUUGUACCAAGUGCAGGUAUAAAGCUACUCCAAAACAGCAUCACAAACCUCACAGUAUUGCAAUUGGAAUGGUUAAUUGGUUAACUAUUAUUACUUUAAAUAAUGAAAAAAAUGUGGAUCAAAUGAAAAUUAUUUCUCGUCGAGAUAUUCAAUUACCUCAUAAUAAACAAGCUAAUAUAAUUAUUUGCAAUGAUUUUUUAUUUGUUGGUGAUUCUAUAGGUCAAGUAACCAUUUACAAUCCAUCAAAUGGUGUUGUUUAUAAGAUUUUCAAAUCUCAUCAAGCACAUAUUUUAACAAUAGCUACAGAUUAUUUAAACGUGUUUGCUUCUGGUGCUGAUUUUAGGAUACAAAUUUUCGCUAUGACGGGCAAAAAGAAAAACGAUCCUAUGAGCUGGCUUAUGGUUGGUCAACGUCAAUUUCAUACCAAUGAUGUUCGGUCGUUGUGUGCAUUAAAUAGGCAAUGGCUAGUUUCUGGUGGUUUUGAGGGCUUUUUUGUGUCUAAUCGAAUUUUGUGUUGCAAACCUCAGAAAAGACCAGAAUGUGAUUUUUCGCCUGAUCGUGGUCUUAUAAUUACAAGACAGCUUAAUUACAUUGAUGUAUGGUACAAACCAGAUCAGUCUUCGGUCAUGGAUUUUUCUGAUAUUAAACAAAGCAGAUAUUUAAAGUGUGUUUUAAACCCGAGGAGGUUAAUUAGAAUUCAAAGCGGAGACAUGGGAUUUGUUAAACAGUCAUGCAUUUCACCUAAUGGGAAAUAUAUUUGCUUUGCUGGCACAAUAAAAGGGGCAAUAUCUGUCAUAGAAUUACAUGAAAAUGUUAUUGAAGAAUUGUUGAAGAGAGCAAUAGAAAAUAAAAAGAACGAAAUUAAUAUUGAAAAAGAGGAAGAUAAUUCAGAUAUAAAUAUAUUAAUUAAACAAUAUUGGAGUAAUCAAUUAAUUUCUAAAGAAGAUUUUGAAUUUAAAGGAGGCAAAACAGUUUUUGCAAUGCAAUGUACAAACAAUUAUUUAUAUUAUGCUACCGGUGAAUAUCAAUUAAUGAGACUUGAAUUGGCCACAAAAACGUUAAUUACGAUCACACAUAAAUAUCAAUCGAAAGAAGCAAAGUCAAUAAUAAUCGGAGACGAAAACAAUGAACCACAAAAUAAUCCUAAAGUAAAACAACCUUCGUCUCUUUUUGCAGUACAACAACUCCAAAUUUUACCUUCAGCACCUCCAAAAAUUAUCUCCUUUUUUGACUGUCUAUUUAUUGAUGAUACAACAAUUGUCCUUUUGUCUUCAGAUUUGGAACAACAUUUUGUUUUAUAUAACGUUACAAAUGGUCAAAAAUUAGUAAAAUCAGCUUCUAAUCUUGGAUGUAAAGAUUUGGAAUGGAUUUCGAAUUUAAAUUGUCAAUUUGUUGAAAAUGGUCAACAGGCUAGUAUUCAUCAAUUGAUUGGAACCACAAAUAAAGGACGAGUUUAUCUUAUACAGAUUAAUGGCUUAAAUGAGGAACUAAAUAUUUAUGCAAUGCCUUUCCCUGAUAAUGUUGGAAAUAAUAAUUUUCUGACAAAAAUUCCGGAUCGCUGUAUUGAACCAUUCUGGAACCGUAAAUCUGCAAAUGGUCAAAAACAUAUUGUACUUGUGGGCCACGAGGAAAUGAAGCCAAGGGUAAUCCACAAAAAUCCAAUGAAUUUACGUUCUUUCAAGAAAUAG